UUACGCUAUAACCUUACGCAAAAACGUCACGGAUCAGGAAAAGCAAUUUAUUGGCGACAGGACGAAGGAAUAUCAUCCAAAUAAUUCAGGCUUUGGCAGACAUGUCAUACGGCAAAGCAGAGAGCUACCGCCCGGUCCCACGGGACUUCAACGCCCUCAUACAGACAUGUAGCUCCAACAUCCAGAAGAUCACACAGAACACUGCUCAGAUCAAGAGUAUGGUGAACCAGCUGGGGACGGGUCAGGACACCAGUGAGCUCCAGGAUCGCCUGCAGCAGAUACAACAUUAUACCAACCAACUGGCAAAAGAAACUAACAAGCACCUGAAAGAGUUGGGCUCAAUCCCUUUGCCUACAUCACCCUCAGAGCAAAGGCAGCAGAAGAUCCAGAGGGAACGGCUGAUGAAUGAUUUCUCAGCAGCUCUCAACAACUUCCAAGUAGUCCAGCGGCGUGCAGCAGAGAAGGAGAAGGAGUCGGUUGCCAGAGCGAGAGCUGGAUCCCGCCUAUCAACUGAAGACAGUUCUCGGGAUGAAAAGCUUGUUUCUUUUGAUAACCAGGAGGACUGGGGUCAGAUGACCACCCAGACAGAGGAUGUGGCCAUCACAGAGGAGGACCUGGAGCUCAUCAAGGAGAGAGAAACCAACAUCAGGCAGCUGGAGUCUGACAUUUUGGAUGUAAACCAGAUCUUCAAGGACCUGGCAGUUAUGAUCCACGAUCAGGGAGAGAUGAUCGAUAGCAUUGAGGCAAAUGUGGAGAAUGCUGAAGUUCAUGUAGAACGAGGUACAGAACAGCUCCAGAGAGCCGCCUUCUACCAGCAAAAGUCCCGGAAGAAGAUGUGUAUCCUUGCUAUGGUUUGUUCUGUUGUGCUCGUCAUACUUGGCAUCAUUAUCUGGCAAGCUGCCAAGUGAGUUGACGCCACACAACCGAUGUGUCACUGCUAUAUUUUACUCUGCCCUUCCCACCUGCAAGUACCUGCUUGGAAUCACAAGAAGAAGAAGAAGAUGCUUCACCACGGUCAGCAGAUUAGAUCUCUGCAGGGGGGAUGGUCAGUGUGGAAAACAUACUCAUCUGAACUGAUCAAGCCUGUUUUUGUAAAAUCCUAUUUAAAGUGAGAUGAAGGACUGAGGUGAUGUCUUGUCUUGUUUACUGCACUAACACUAGUUGUCACUGUAUUUCAAAAUGAAAACAUGUUAUUGGGAAUGAUUUUAGAACAGGCAAAACACAAAAAGAAACACGACUUGUUAAAGUAAAUGAAUCUGGUUUUAAGAGGCUGUUUGGGCAUCUUCUGGUGUAAAGUGUGUGGAGUGCCUGGCCUUCCCGGUAACAUUACGUGGGACUUAUAUUAAUCCUGGUGGUGAUGGCAGUCGUGGUUGUAAUAUAUGUUGUAAAAUGAAAGCUUGAACAGAUUACCAGUAUGAAUCUAAUCCAUGUCUGUAAAUAUUACAAAGUGCUGCAAUAUAUUCUGUUAAGUACAUUAUGACAGUAAAAAAAUGAAAGUCCAGUCUUCAAAGAAAACAUUUUUAAAUUGAUUUCUAUGAGUCGUUCCAGUAUGCAUAAUAAAUGUCUUAAACACU
This is a messenger RNA of Anarrhichthys ocellatus (wolf-eel), 1574 nucleotides long. It is a transcript of the gene stx12, whose product is annotated as syntaxin 12. Gene Ontology annotation, molecular function: SNAP receptor activity; SNARE binding. The coding region runs from base 102 to 908 and encodes 268 amino acids. The record is from RefSeq and is a predicted model, not a curated record. Gene Ontology annotation, cellular component: endomembrane system; postsynaptic recycling endosome; synaptic vesicle. The transcript has 10 exons. Gene Ontology annotation, biological process: intracellular protein transport; vesicle fusion; autophagosome assembly. NCBI's taxonomy places the organism in Eukaryota, Metazoa, Chordata, Actinopteri, Perciformes, Anarhichadidae.